This is a messenger RNA of Haliotis rubra (blacklip abalone), 2718 nucleotides long. RefSeq names its product DNA repair protein RAD51 homolog 1. Gene Ontology annotation, biological process: DNA recombinase assembly; DNA strand invasion; chromosome organization involved in meiotic cell cycle. Gene Ontology annotation, molecular function: double-stranded DNA binding; DNA strand exchange activity; ATP-dependent DNA damage sensor activity. The record is from RefSeq and is a predicted model, not a curated record. Bases 207 to 1226 code for a protein of 339 amino acids. NCBI's taxonomy places the organism in Eukaryota, Metazoa, Mollusca, Gastropoda, Lepetellida, Haliotidae. The transcript is spliced from 10 exons. Gene Ontology annotation, cellular component: condensed nuclear chromosome.
AUUUGGCGGGACAUCCAACUUUCAUAACAUUGCUGUCAGCGGAAAGCGAUACGUGAAUAAAACAUUAUUAUCUGGUUAUUAAUCAGCGGAAGAAAACUCUAAUUGUUUCUUCAAACAUCACGAAGACACUGUAUUUCUAAAUACACUUCACAGGUGUUACAAGUCAACUCCUCUACAGGCCAGAGACCCAACAGAGGACCAGCAGCAUGGCGAUGCAAGCAUCUCGGGGAGCAGAGGUGGAGGUAGAAGCAGAGGAAGAAACAUUUGGACCCAUGCCAAUUGCCAAAUUAGAGGGCAAUGGAAUCAGCAACAAUGACCUGAAGAAACUAGAGGAGGCUGGGUUCUUCACAGUGGAGGCUGUGGCUUUUGCCCCCAAGAAACAGCUGCUGGGAAUUAAGGGAAUCAGUGAAGCCAAGGCUGAGAAGAUUCUGGGUGAGUCAGCCAAGUUGGUUCCAAUGGGCUUCACCACGGCCACCGAGUUCCACCAGAAGAGAUCUGAAAUCAUCCAGGUAACAACAGGGUCAAAGGAACUUGACAAGCUCCUUCAAGGGGGUAUUGAGACUGGUUCUAUCACAGAGAUAUUUGGCGAGUUCAGAACCGGCAAGACACAGCUAUGCCACACUCUAGCAGUCACUUGUCAGCUGCCCAUUGAUAUGGGAGGAGGGGAAGGCAAGGCGAUGUACAUCGACACGGAGGGGACUUUCCGACCGGAGAGACUGUUGGCUGUAGCUGAGAGGUAUGGGUUGUCCGGCAGUGAUGUGCUAGACAAUGUGGCGUAUGCUCGGGCCUACAACAGUGACCACCAGUCUCAGCUACUCAUACAGGCAGCGGCCAUGAUGGCGGAAUCCAGAUAUGCCCUGCUGAUUGUAGACAGUGCCACAGCUCUGUACCGGACCGACUACUCAGGACGGGGUGAGCUGUCAGCUCGACAGAUGCACUUGGCCAGGUUCCUCAGGAUGCUGCUGAGACUAGCUGAUGAGUUUGGAGUUGCUGUGGUCAUCAGUAACCAGGUGGUAGCUCAAGUGGACGGUGCGUCCAUGUUCACUGCUGACCCCAAGAAACCCAUCGGUGGAAAUAUCAUUGCUCAUGCAUCUACAACAAGACUGUAUUUGAGAAAGGGCAGAGGCGAGACACGGAUCUGCAAGAUAUACGACUCUCCAUGUCUACCAGAAGCUGAAGCUAUGUUUGCAAUCAAUGCCGAUGGAAUCGGAGAUGCUAAAGACUGAUUCUGUGAGGAUGGGACGACUGUGUGAAAAAUGAAUAAACAGAUGAUGACAGUCAAAUAUACCACCAUCUUCAGGAGUAAACCUAGUGCUGAAAGACCUGUGGAUGACACCUUGAAAAGUUAAACUUUUGUAUGUCAACGAUGACAGGGACAAUGGAACAAUAAUGGACUUGCAAAAAUCGUAGCUUCAAAAAAAGGCUUGAAGUAGUGAUUAUGACAUGGCCCGACAGUAAAUGUGAUGUUCAGUUUGUAAAUGGUUGACAUAGCUUGUGCAAAUAUGAUCAGGCAUAUCUGUUCUAGAUGGGAAAAAGGUAAUACUAGUAAUUGUAAGGCAGGGUUGCUGAAUGUGUUGGCUCGGACAUUGUGUUGACGUAUUAAAGUUAUGAAGUGUCUCAUUGAUGGGUUUCAACCAGGAAGCCACAUGACUCAUUCAGGCCUCUACAAAUGUCGUGAUACAACAAAAAGACAACAUGGAUUUGAGGUGGUCUCUGGAGUUGGCAAGUCAGCAUCCCUGGAAAUUGAUGCAGUGUUAAAGAUGCGGUGUGAAUGACGGCUGUUUCUGUACUUGUCAUCUUGGUGAUGAGUGUUGUCAUGUCGAGUUAAAGAUGCAGUGUGAAUGCCGGCUGUUUCUGUACUUGUCACCCUGGUGAUGAGUGUUGUCAUGGCGAGUUAAAGAUGCACAUGUGAAUGCCCCGGCUGUUUCUGUACUUGUCACCCUGGUGAUGAGUGUUGUCAUGGUGAGUUAAAGAUGCAAAUGUGAAUGCCCCGGCUGUUUCUGUACUCGUCACCCUGGUGAUGAGUGUUGUCAUGUCGAGUUAAAGAUGUAGAUGUGAAUGCCGGCUGUUUCUGUACUUGUCACCCUGGUGAUGAGUGUUGUCAUGGUGAGUUAAAGAUGCACAUGUGAAUGCCGGCUGUUUCUGUACUUGUCACCCUGGUGAUGAGUGUUGUCAUGGUGAGUUAAAGAUGCAAAUGUGAAUGCCCCGGCUGUUUCUGUACUCGUCACCCUGGUGAUGAGUGUUGUCAUGGCGAGUUAAAGAUGUAGAUGUGAAUGCCGUCUGUUUCUGUACUUGUCACCUUGGUGAUGAGUGUUGUCAUGGUGAGUUAAAGAUGCACAUGUGAAUGCCGGCUGUUUCUGUACUUGUCACCCUGGUGAUGAGUGUUGUCAUGGUAAGUUAAAGAUGCAGAUGAGAAUGCUGUCUGUUUCUGUACUUGUCACCCAGGUGAUGAGUGUUGUCAUGGCGAGUUAAAGAUGCAGAUGUGAAUGCUGUCUGUUUCUGUACUCGUCACUCUGGUGAUGAGCGUUGUCAUGGCGAGCAGGGGACUUCCAAGUAUACUCUCCUGAGGAACUUCUGUUUAUAGAGAUGUUUCAGAGUGAUUUGGACAAGUUGUUUUCUGUUAUUUCACUUUAUUAUUGGUUAUAUGAUUGUAUAUGUAUAAUACACUAUUGUAUAUUAUGUAUAUACUUUUUGAUAAAACACUCAGCCUGGAGAAAA